AUGAUGAAAUCUUCAAAACAAUUACAAUCUGAGGCAAAGGAUUAUGUCUAUAAUCCAAAUACUUCUUUGAAAAUUUAUCUCAAAGUUUGUGUUUCCAUCUUAGAUAAAGCUCAAAAUUGUUUUCAAUCAAAUGACUUACAAACAGCUUAUAUUUACUACUAUAGAUACUUAGAUCUUUUAACUAAUAAAUUAUCAAAUCAUUCACAAUUGAAAUGUGACUCAUCUUCAACAGGCGAAAAAUAUACUUCAAAUAUUGAAAGACAAGAAUACUUCCAGCUGAUUAAAUUAGAAGUACCUGCUGUUUUAAAGAUUGUCGAAGAUCUAACCAAGAAAAUUGAUUUGGACUACAAUAAGUUGCAAUUAUCACUAGCUAAAAAUAUUGCUACCCCUGCCGUGACUCUCAAUUCAGUUGGUAACACACUUUCUAAUCAUUCAACCUAUAUUUCAGAAGAAUUUGAUGAAAAGAAAUUUAAUGAGAACAUUUCACAUUUCAAUGGAACCUAUAAUAUAAAUAUGAUUCAAUCUACUGAAAGUCCUAAUCAACUUGUGACUGAUGACAGGAAUUACCCAGAAUUACCAACUUUAAGUUUUUAA
This is a messenger RNA of Henningerozyma blattae CBS 6284, 594 nucleotides long. It is a transcript of the gene RFU1, whose product is annotated as Rfu1p. The record is from RefSeq and is a predicted model, not a curated record. The coding region runs from base 1 to 594 and encodes 197 amino acids. The transcript has a single exon. NCBI's taxonomy places the organism in Eukaryota, Fungi, Ascomycota, Saccharomycetes, Saccharomycetales, Saccharomycetaceae.